Molecule: messenger RNA, 2991 nt
Organism: Lodderomyces pseudojiufengensis
Lineage: Eukaryota; Fungi; Ascomycota; Pichiomycetes; Serinales; Debaryomycetaceae
Exons: 1
Coding region: 1-2991 (996 amino acids)
Molecular function (GO): protein binding
Source: RefSeq, a predicted model, not a curated record
AUGACAUCUAUAAUUACAGCCAAGAUUCAUGAGUUAAUGACAGAGACAGGUCAUGUAGUUGAUCAAAUAACAAAUAGAAAUUCAUCAGGUUCAUCAGCAUCAAUUAAGCCACUUAGUUCUCAAAAUAAUAUAAUUGAUAUUAAAAAUGAAUUGAUUAAUUCAGCAAAAUUUAGUGAUAUUGAUUUAAAUACAACAGGUAAUAAACUUAUUCAAUCAACAGAUGAUAGUAUUGAUAUGCAAUUAAAAACUGCUACAAGCUCAUUUGAAAAAACCGGUUUUGCAUCAGCUGAUAUACAAAAUAAUGCUGCAAAUUCAGAAUCAAACCAAAUUGAAUCUAUUGAACAAUUUGAAGUAAGAUCAACAGCACAAUUGGAGGAAAAAUCUACUGAUCAAUCAGAAGUUCAAUCAUGUGAACUAGUUGAAAUUAAGCCUCCAACUAAAUUUGAGGAUAAAUUAAUGAAAUUUCCAGAAAUUAAAUCAAAUCAAGCUGCGAACAGUCUUACCUUACUUCGAUCCUCAGACAUUGAACAUUGUAAAACACCAUCACCACCAAAAAUCUCACAUAUUUGUCAAGGAUUCAAUACAAUAAAACCACAAGAAAAAACAUCAACAGAAUUAAUUAAUACAAAACAAUUUAAUACUAUUGAUAAUAAUUUUUUAGAUAAAACUUUCAAUCCAAUUAGUGAAACACUUAAUAUGAAACCUAAUAUAAGAAAAUUUAAACUUUUAAAUAAUGAAAAUUUAACAUGUUAUUCACCAUUAAUUAUAAAUAGUACAACUCAAGAUGAUUCUUUGAAAAUUGAAAAAAUUUAUUAUUGGAUUUCAAUGGAUUAUGAAUUGUUUUUUGGUAAUAAUAAUUUAUCAAGAGAGAUUGCAUUAACGAAAUCAUUAAGAUAUGAAGAUGAUGAUCAGAUGCAACUAAAUUUAAAUAAUGAAAAAAUUAUAUAUAUUUCAACAAAUAUUUUAAAUCCUGAUAAAAUUUUUAAUAUAUUUUUUAAAAAUUCAAUAAACAAAUUAGAUUUAUAUAUUGAUUUAAUUUUAAAUAAUAAUGGAUGUAAUAUAUUAUUACAAAUUUUAAAAUAUUUUAAAUUAAAUCAAACAAAGUUAAUUAAUAAGAUAAAUUUCAUAUAUAUAAAAUUUUCAACUUCAUAUAUUAAUCAAAUUAAAGUUAUAUUUAAUUUAAUUAUUGAAAAUAAUAUAUUUUAUCAAAAAAUAAAAUCAUUAGGUUUAUUUAUUGGUUUACAUCAUUAUGGAAAUGGUUAUGUAUUUGGACCAAUUGAAGAUAUAAAGUCCAUAAAAUUACCCAACAAUUUAGAAAAAUUAGUAAUUGCAAAUGGUUUAAAUUUAAAUGAUUUUAAUCAAUUUCCAAUCACAUUAAAAGAAAUUUCAUUACAUAAUGUUGAUAAUAUAAAUUUUAGUAAAUUUAAUUUAAAUAAAAAUUUAAAAAUAUUAUGUAUUAAUGGUGAAACAAGACUAAUUGGAAGGAAAGAUAAUUAUCCAAAAAGCUUUUUAGAAUUUAAAAAUUUAAAAUUAAAUUCAUCUUAUAGUAUAUGUUUAAAUUUUUCAAAAUUUAAUCAAUUAACAUCAUUAAGUUUAUCAAAUUUAUCAUUUAUUCAAACAAGAGAAUUAAAUUUCCCCAAAAAUAUAAAAAAAUUAGAAUUAAUUGAUUGUAUGAUAAGUUCUCAUAUAAGUUCAUUCCCCGAUAGUUUAAGAUUUCUUUAUAUUAUGGGGGGAAAAUGGAAAAUUAAAAAAAAUUGUAAUUUAAGUAAGCUCCUAAAGCUAAAAAUUGAAAAUAUUGAUGAUGUUCAAGAUUUAAAUGAUAAAAUUUCAAGUUGUUUAAAUUUAUUAAGAUUGGAAGUUAUAAAUUCUCCAAUUUAUAUAACUCAAAGAUUUAGAUUUCCUUCAUCUUUAAAAAUUUUAAAAUUAAUAAAUGUAAAAUUGAAAGGUAUACAUAAGUUGGCAUUUCCAUCAUUAUUAGAAAUUGUUAAUUUAGAACUGAAUGAAAUAAAUUUUUUAAUAAAAAAUUCCAAUUUGAAAAUUUUAAGAAUGGAUUCAAAUUGUUUGGAGGCAGAUAUUAAUGCAAGUGAAUUAUCUGUAAAAGAUUUAAUUUUAUCAAAUAAUCCAAAUCUUACAUCUAUUGAAUUAAAUUCAAAUACAACAUAUUUAAAUGUUUCAAAAACAAAAAUUAAUUCAAUUAUUGGUGAUAAUUUAUCUAAAUUAAUUCUUGAUGAAUGUAAAGAAACAGAUUGGAAUCAAUUUAAAUUUCCAAGACAAAUUAUACAAUUAAGUAUUCAGAAUUCAGAAAUCACGAAGUUUGAAAUAUUUGAAAAAUUAUUAAAAUUAAAAAAUUUAAAUUUAUCAAAUAAUAAAAUAACAAGAAUGAAUUUAAAUAAUUUUGAAAAUUUACAAAAUAUUGAUUUAUCAUUUAAUAGUUUGGAAGAGUUAAAAAUUGAAGAUUUUCCUUGCUCAAUAAAAUCAAUUAAAUGUGAUUCAAAUUUUAUAAAUAAAAUUGACUUGGAGAAGUUGGAAAAUUUAGAAUGGUUACAAUUACAAAAUAAUCAAUUAAAAUCCGUAGCUGAUUUGAAUAAUUUACCUACCAAUUUAAAAAAUUUAAAUCUAUCAAGUAAUGAAUUUCAAGAGAUUUUAAAUACUGAAUUUCAAAUACCAAAAAAUUUACAAUUUUUAACACUAAAUCAAUGUAAAAUUCACAAAUUUGAUAAAAUUUUAAUACCAAAUUCAUUAAUAUCAUUAAAUUUAUCAAAUAAUAAAUUAAACUUCAAAACAUUUGAAAUUGAAUUUUAUCACCAAGGAAAAUCAAGUUUAAAAUUUAUUGAUUUAAGUAAUAAUUUUUUUAAUAAAUUUAAUUUUAAUAUAUUAAAUAAUAAAUUAAAGAAGAUUGAAAUAAAUGAAAUUAAUUUGGCUAACAAUAUGUUUGAAGAUAUUCCUAAUAUACCUGAUAAUAUUUUAUCUGCUAUUUUGUUUAAAACUUGA